Messenger RNA from Talaromyces rugulosus, 1605 nucleotides. RefSeq lists its product as uncharacterized. NCBI's taxonomy places the organism in Eukaryota, Fungi, Ascomycota, Eurotiomycetes, Eurotiales, Trichocomaceae. The transcript is spliced from 5 exons. The record is from RefSeq and is a predicted model, not a curated record. Bases 1 to 1605 code for a protein of 534 amino acids. Gene Ontology annotation, molecular function: oxidoreductase activity, acting on paired donors, with incorporation or reduction of molecular oxygen; monooxygenase activity; heme binding.
AUGCUGCCAGCAACCGAGAGCACCCUCGCCUUUGGCGUUGGUGUUGUCACACACCUUUUGUACUUCAAUCGAGGAGAACACCACCUUCACCCGCAGCAUUACCCACUGGCCUUUGCGCUUGCUUCCAUUGCUGCCACAGGGCUGUUGCUGUUCCGUCACGGCCUGGAGUUGUCGCAGGCCGUUCGAAUCGUCGGCAGCUUGGGUUUCUACUUCGUGGCCGGUCUCUAUUCAAGCCUUCUCGUGUACCGCCAGUUCUUGCACCCUUUGAACAAAUUCCCUGGUCCGUUGGGAUCUCGAAUCUCUGGGCUUUUCUUGUCGGUUGGCUUUCGCAACGCCGACAGCGCAGUGCAGUAUCGGCGCCUCCACGAAAAGUACGGAGACUUUGUUCGCGUGGGCUCGUCUGACUUGUCAAUCAUCCACCCCAAGGGUGUGACGGCCAUCUAUGGCGCUGGAAGCCCUUGUAUCAAGGGAGAUGCCUAUGACGCCACCGAGCCACUUCGGUCGCUACACAGUUUCCGAGACCGACAAGCCCACGACAACCGACGUCGAGUCUGGAGUUCAGCCUUUGGCGACAGCGCUCUUCGUGGUUACGAGAAACGUAUUCGCCGGUAUCGAGAUGAGCUGAUCGCAGCAUUCGCCGAAACCAAGGGGAAACCGAUCAACGUUACUCAGUGGUUCAACAAUUACUCGUUCGACGUUGUGGGAGAUCUUGCUUUUGGUCAGUCGUUUGAUAUGCUUGAGAAUAACAGCAAUCACUGGGCUGUUCAGCUGUUAGCGGAGGGUUUCGCGCCACUGGCGUAUUCGCUGCCCACAUGGCUGUUCCGCCUGGCUCAGUGUAUUCCAGGCGCGACCAAGGACUGGUUCCGGUUCUUGGACUUUUGCCGUGGCAGGAUGCUCCAUCGGAUACAGACAAAACCCGAAAUUCCCGAUAUCACAUCUACACUUUUGAGACCUUUGGCUGGAAAGCAACCGUCUCCAGAAGACUUGAACUUGCUUGUUGGCGAGUCCCAAGACACCACGGCAACGACCUUGUCCAGCAUCAUAUACCAGCUCUGCUCUCACCCAGAACAGCUUGAGCAAAUCCGACAGCUGGUUGCGCCAUUCAUGACCGAUCCCUCCGGAGAUGUGCCGAGUGAGAAAAUUGCGCAUAUCGACCACCUGAACGGCGUGAUCUAUGAGGCGCUGCGGUUGCAUCCUCCAGUGCCGGCCAUAAUCCUGCGCAAGACGCCCCCAGAGGGACUUAUGAUCGAUGAUGUAUUCGUUCCUGGAAAUACCAGCGUGUUCUGUCCACAAUAUGUGCUAGGAAGGAGUUCGGCAAUUUAUGAGAACCCAGAAGAAUUCAUUCCCGAACGCUGGUAUUCACGCGCAGAGCUUGUUAAAGAGAAGAGCGCCUUUGCGCCUUUCUUAUAUGGAGCUUAUGGUUGUAUCGGUCGCCCCCUUGCCAUGAUGAAUCUUCGCAGCACGGUUGCCCGCCUAGUCACCACAUUCGACAUCAGCUUCGGCGAGAGCGAAGACGGUAGUGGUUUUGAGGGCAAGUCGACGAACCACUUUUUGUGGUGCCCUGGUGACCUGAAUGUAUCCUUUACCAAGCGUGAGGUGCAGUGA